AAAUUCAAAGAUCGAAUAGUUUAUUAAUCUAUUCAAUAGAUGGCGACACAUUCGGGCGAAUCUAAGCUUAGGCUUAUGAAGUGUUAAUUUUGGUUCCUAAUAAUUAUUUCGUUAAUUUUAACAAUCAAAGUUUUCUAAUUGAUCUAAUUUGGAUUUAAAGUGUUUGUGAAGGUGUAAGGAUCAAAAAAUAAAAGAAUUCGAAAUAUGUCUGAAUUAAACAUAGACAAAUUUGUGAGAAAAAUAAACAACCGGGUUCCGACACGGAAAGAUUAUUUUACGGAAAUCGCGAAGAUUCCGACCAGAGAAUUGACAACAAUAAUAAGGAACAUUUCAACAGUUUAUGAAGAACUUGAGAAGAAAACUAUUUCAAUCAGUCAAUCGGCAAUUGGAAAGAUGUCCCAUAUUAUUACAUAUGCUAGGGACAAUAUGGAAAAGCUGAAUCUCUUGGAAGCGGAAGUCGACAUCAUAAAAUCUUUUUCAGAAGAUAAAUUUGUCCGAACUCCUCCAGUUACAACAAUUGAAAAAGAACCGAUUAACACCUACUCGAGAAGUGAUAUUGUGUCUCCAUGUGAAUCAGUAACUGGGGACUCAGAAAUAUCUGAGUUAAUAAAUAAAACAUCAGAUGAACCAGGUCCUUCGUGGAGAAAAGAUGAUGAAAUAUCCAUUCCAUCGAUAUCUGGUAUUCAAUUACCAAAGACAACAGUUAUUGACGAAGAUGAUUUAAAUGAUGAACAACUGGAAGAAGAGGCAGUUAUGGAUAUUGAUUCGGAUCAACCAGAGAGACAACUGAAGAGAAAAUUUGGAACUAUCGACCUUCACCGAGAAAAUGUAAAAGUCAGAUUAGACAACGUCAGAAAAGUAAAAAAAGUGUUUCAUCGGGUAGAGGAUAAACCAAUACCUGAUAAAUGGAAACCCUGGUCGACCGCAUUAAUGGAACCAUUAAUAUUGAUAAAUCACCCAUCGAUUCCACCAUUUAAAUUGCUGGUUGAAAUAUCUCAAGCACUGAAAUCGAAAGCACUGGAAGCGUUUCCAGCCAGAAUAAUACGUGGUAGAGAUGCCGUACGAGUUGUAUGUUCAGAUCUACAAGAUAUACAACUGGCUCGGAAAUCGCUAUUGGAGUGGCGUUCAGAUCUCAUUAUUAAAAAACCGAGUUGUUACGAUCCCAAGGUAAAAAUGGCAAAAAUCCCAAAAAUUAUUGAGACAGAUGAAGAAGCAGUUAAAUUGGUGGAUGAGAUAAUGAUCCAAAACGGAGCGGGUGGAAAAGGCAAUUGGUCAUUUGUUCAUCGCCUAGUAAAUAGACCGAUAAGAAAAACCGAUAUUAUCAUCAGCAUAACACCAAGAAUACGUGAUUUCGUACAAGAAAGAAGAGGAAAAUUUUUUUACGAUUUCAAAGAAAUAAUAAUCACCGAUUUUUUUCAUGUUCGCAUGUGCUAUCGCUGCUUUUCUUAUGAACACAUCGCUAAAAUGUGCAAAAAUCAACUUCGCUGCCAAUAUUGCACUGGUUCACACGACAGUAAAACCUGUGGAGUUAAAAAUCAACCUCAAUCAUAUCAAUGUGACGUAUGUAAACAAAAAGGUAAUCCCAAUAUUAAUCACACACCAUUUGAUUGGGAAUGUCAAGAAUAUCAAAAAAGAUUGAGACAAGCGAUCCAACUAGUCAAUUACGACUAUCAAUGGAUCAUGAGGGAAUGAACUGAAGAUACGAUUGAGGAUAAAUAACGAAUCAUUCACAAAAAUUAAUGAAUGAAGUUUAAUUAUUACAAAUCAUCCAAUUUGGUUACUUGUUAAUAGAAUAUUAAUAAGGAUCAUGAAUACAUCAAGAAAUUAGACUGAACAAUUUCAUAUUAUUAUUACUUUUCUCACUCUACAUUAAUU
This is a messenger RNA of Panonychus citri (citrus red mite), 1875 nucleotides long. RefSeq lists its product as uncharacterized. The record is from RefSeq and is a predicted model, not a curated record. NCBI's taxonomy places the organism in Eukaryota, Metazoa, Arthropoda, Arachnida, Trombidiformes, Tetranychidae. Bases 205 to 1692 code for a protein of 495 amino acids. The transcript is spliced from 3 exons.